This is a messenger RNA of Closterium sp. Naga37s-1, 3147 nucleotides long. NCBI's taxonomy places the organism in Eukaryota, Viridiplantae, Streptophyta, Zygnematophyceae, Desmidiales, Closteriaceae. The record is from the annotation of a GenBank genome assembly.
AUGGUUGCUUAUCAGGGCACCGCACGUAAUUUCCGAAACGUUAACCUAGUUUCCGAAACGUCAGGUUUUUGUUUAGUGACUUCUCGUUGCGAUCCUUGGAAGCGGGCGAACAUUACGUUUCUCCUACGACUCUUCCGGAAUGCAUUGCUGUUCGUGCUUGCAGAACCUGCUCUUCAAGCUAUUUUGGACGCGUGGGGUCCGGCCCUACGGCUGAGCCAGACGUGGUUUGUUGCAGCAGACUGUUCGCAAUGGCUCGGUCUCACUUGCAACUCGCUUGGCGAGGUCAUUUCUCUAGAGUUCCCAGGACGAACUGAGCUCCGGGGAGCUUCGAUUCCGGCCGCCGUGACUCAGCUAACGGCUCUUCAGAAUCUGUCGCUGGACCACACCCUUAUUGUUGGCAAUAUCCCUGCUGACAUCGGAUUCUUGACCGCGCUGACGAAUAUGUCGCUUAGCGGAAACGUCUUGACUGGUGAACUCCCAAGCAGCAUAGCCUCUCUGGUCAACCUGCGGAUAUUGGAUGUAAGUUCAAACAGCCUGACCGGAGCAAUACCCAACGUCUUCAGUAGGCUCACUGCUCUCACCACUCUAGCCCUCGGAUCUAAUGGCUUCACUGGAGUCUUGCCACCGUCUCUCCUCGACCUUUCCCAACUCCAGUCACUGCUUCUGGGAGACAAUAAGUUUUCCGGAUUUUUUCCUGAGGGUAUCGUCGGCCUGCAGUCUCUCGUCGCACUGGACAUAAGCCGAAAUCAGUUUUAUGGGAGCCUCCCCGCCGCUUUCGGAACUUUUUCCGGCCUCGUCUUCCUUGACGUUAGCAACAACCAGUUCAGUGGAACUCCGCUUUCUUCCUUCGCCUCUGCUUCGCUCGCAAACACCGCUCAGGCAACUUACGAUCUGAGCGGAAAUUAUUUCAACAACCUGCCGGUUAGCUACACCGCGCAGUCUGCGAAUUUCUGCCCGUCGACUCUAGAAGGCGGUUUCGCUCAGGCAAACCUCGCCCAGUUCGGCGCGUCGAAGACCAGCAGCUCGAGGGAAAAUUGUUUUCUGGGCGGAAAUUGGAAUGUUUCGGAACAUUUUGGUAAUGGAAAGGGCAAGAGCAACAAGAAAGAUCCCAAGAAGUUUGCGGGGAGCAGUGGGGGAAGCGCUACCGCUGGGACUGGUUGCAGCGUCGGCGCACAGCGCAGAGCGAUUGAAUGCGUGGCGUUUUGCGGAGCCGCUCUUCCCGCGGGUGCUUGCGGUGGCCUCGGUUAUUGCACACUCUCCACGCCGUCCCGCACCCCUGCUUGCAUCUGUUACGACGGGAUGUACAAUGUUACCCUGUCGGUUCGCGUGGGUGGUGUUACUGUUACAUACCCUUCGUGCUCGCCGUUCCAAAGCUCCGUCACCCCUCCGCCUCCUCCACCGGACGAGGACACCAUGCGUAAGCGGGACUUCCGUGGUGCGAAAUUGGACGGCGCAGCGGAGAUCAGCGGGUCGUUUUACAACCAGUAUUUCCGUCACAUGACCGUUGGAUUCACGGGAACCGCGGCGAGCCCACAGUGGAACAUUCCGCCGUCCGUUGACUGGACGUCCCGCAUUCCGUCUGCCCUUCUUGCUGCCAAAAAUCAAGGCGCUUGCUCGGCGUGUUGGAUCUUCGCCCCAGUGGCGGCGAUGGAAGCAGCCUACGCCAUUGCCUACAACCUCGCCCCGCCCAACAUAUCCGAGCAGAAGGCGAUUGACUGCCAGGGCACGUGGACAUGUGAUGGAGGCAAGCUGGACGACGCCUUCAACUAUAUCGCUGCCAGCGGCGGACUGCCUACGGCGGAUAGCUAUCCUUACACGGGCAUUCUCAACUCGGGCACGUGCAAGGUGAAUGACCAGAUCUCUGCUCGCUUCCGCGUCCGCCGCCUCCUUUCCACUGAAGAUGCCACCACGUCCGCCACCGCCAACACAGUUCCCGCCCACCACUCCCGCAUGCUCGCUAUCUACAAGCCCGCUGGCGCGUCCCCAAUCCCAGUCUCGAUGCCAUCUGCCCCAUUCUCCAUCUCGAUGUUUGAAAGCAUUGCCGUGACCGGGUGGCUUGGAAUCGCGCUCGCCGUUCAAAGGCAACCUGUUGUGGUUUACAUAGAUGCACAGUCAGAUACUUUCAAGGCAUACUCUGGCGGGUUUGUGUACAACGAUCCUAGCUGCUACGGCGCGGGGAUGCUUGACCACCUGGUAGUGGUCGUGGGUUUCAACAUGAUUGAUGCGGUGCCUUACUGGAUCAUCCGCAACUCAUGGGGCCCCUCGUGGGGCGAGAACGGCUACAUGAGGAUCGCUAUUGCAGGCGGCGUGGGGAUCUGUGGGAUGAACACGAUGCCCGGCCUCUACCCCGUGAUUUCAACCCCUGACCCGUGCAAGCCCAUCAACCCGUGCGGGGGGGGCACCUGCACCUCCACUCCCACCAACAAGAGCCAGCGCAACAAGUGCACAUGCCCUGCUGGGUUCAUGGCCGUUACCAACCUCGACAAGACGCAGACCUGCGCCCUUGCCAAGGUUUGCACAUUCUUUGUGGUCAACCCGUGCGGCUUUGGCACAUGUGUUGACGACGGCAAGGGCGGUUACACCUGCCUCUGCUCCUUGGGUUACACCCUUGGGUCUCUCACCGACGGCACCCCCACCUGUGUGCCGGGCUCACUUGUGACCAAGGUCGUGCUGCCUGUUGCCAUGUCCUGUGGCUUAGUCCGCACUACGUACCAGCUUUCGAAGAAGGAUUUUGUGGCCCUCAAUCCGAAGCUUAAGUGCGCUGGUAACUUCCCAGCUGGCACAACCAUUGUCAUCCGCAAUCCUGGCACUGCUACUGCUACACUUGGCUGUGUUGUUCCCUACACGAUUGCUCAGGGUGACACCUGUGCAUCUGUUGCCACCCUCUUCAGCGUGACUCAGGCCUACCUCAAUGUUGCCAACCCAGACUUGGAGUGCAACGCUCUCACACCAGGCCAGCAAAUCUGCGUGCAAACAGGCACUCCGCAAGUUCAGACCUGCACAACCUACUACACAGUCAGCCCUGGGGAGACUUGCAGUGAUGUCAUGAUCAAUACCUAUCCUCCAAUCAGCGCUGCGCAACUGUACCAGUACAACCCGGGACUUAUCUGCACUUCCGACACUUCACAACGUCUUAUUGGGCAAGAC